Molecule: messenger RNA, 822 nt
Organism: Drepanopeziza brunnea f. sp. 'multigermtubi' MB_m1
Lineage: Eukaryota; Fungi; Ascomycota; Leotiomycetes; Helotiales; Drepanopezizaceae
Molecular function (GO): oxidoreductase activity
Source: RefSeq, a predicted model, not a curated record
AUGGGUUCAAUCAGCGCCACAUCCCCUGACUACCAGGUCGGCUCCCUUGAAGGAAAGGUUGCACUCGUUACCGGGUCUGGCCGUGGAAUCGGACGAGGCAUCGCCUUAGGCCUUGCCCAGCGAGGAGCUUCAGUCGUUGUCAACUAUGCAAACACAGCGAAGGGUGCCCAGGAGACUGUUUCACAGAUUGAGCAGCUGGGAAGAAAAGCGUUCGCGAUAAAAGCCGAUGUAACGAAGGUGUCUGAAGUCGAGCGGCUCUUCAAGGAGGCCGUGGCGCACUUCGGCCGCAUCGAUAUUGUCAUGUCAAACUCGGGAACGGAGAACUUCAAGUCGGCCGACCAGAUCACAGAAGCGGAUUAUGACAAGGUUUUCAGCCUCAACACCAAAGCUCAGUUUUUCGUCGCGCAGCAAGCUUAUAUCCAUAUGGAGAAAGGAGGAAGAAUCAUCCUUAUGUCGUCGAUUGCCGCUACCAUGUCUGGGGUUCCCAACCACGCCCUCUACGCAGGAAGCAAAGCCGCAGUGGAAGGCUUCACUCGCAGCUUUUCAGCAGACUGUGGCCCUACCAAGAGCAUAACUGUCAACGCUAUCGCCCCCGGCGGAGUAAAGACGGACAUGUUCGACGAGAAUGCCUGGCAUUAUUCCCCAGGAGCCACCCCGGAAUCAUCUCCGGAAUCCAUCGAAGCUGGCAUUGCAAAGAUGUGUCCUCUGAAGCGAUGCGCAGUGCCUGAAGACAUUGCCAGAGUCGUUGCCUUCUUGGCGAGUAAGGAGAGCGAGUGGAUCAACGGCCAGAUUAUUAAAUUGAGUGGAGGAUCGAAUGCAUAA